CAAUCCCCCUCCCUUCCUCACUUGAAACUUUCUUAUAAUUCUCUCUACUUUCUUUUGGACAUUUUUCACAUACACUUUUGCUGUGCAUUACAACGAAACGUUUCUUUCAUCUCUCCUUCAAAUGGCUAGACCACAACAACGGUAUCGCGGCGUUCGUCAAAGGCAUUGGGGGUCUUGGGUCUCUGAAAUUCGCCACCCAAUAUUAAAAACGCGUAUUUGGUUGGGGACAUUUGAAACGGCAGAGGAUGCAGCUCGGGCCUACGAUGAAGCGGCCCGACUAAUGUGUGGGCCUAGGGCCCGGACCAACUUUCCUUACAACCCAAAUGCUCCUCAAACUCCUUCAUCUAAACUCCUCUCAGCUACUCUUACUGCUAAGCUUCACCGUUGCUAUAUGGCCUCAUUGCAAGUGACUAAGAACUCACCUAAUCAGGCCCAACAAAAGGGACCAAGCCCACAAUUCUCCGGGUCGGGUAACGGCAUUGGCCCAAAAUUCAGGGAAACGAGUCCUUGGUCCCCUGAAUAUGGGCCAACAAAUGGACUAGUGUUUCCUAGUCCGGAACCUAACUGGACAAUGAAGAUCGAGAAUGCCCAACUUGAACCGCAAAUGCAAUAUACUCCCUUAGAGGAGGAUCAUAUUGAGCAAAUGAUUCAAGAAUUACUUGAUUAUGGAUCAAUUGAGAUUGCAGUUUAAUUAACUUAGCUUGGUGAAUAUAAUUACUAAGCUAAGUUGAGCUCAUUUAAUUGAUUAAUCACUCAAAAUUGGCUUUAGUUAGUAGGCCAAUUAUUCUCGUGCCGGAUGAGCACUUUUGGUCCUGAGUUGGGAAAAAGUCCAUAGCCAACCGGCCCUUUUUUAUUUAUCCCUUUGGCCACAUUAUUACUUAUAUAUAAAUAUAUAUAUCUAGCUAGUUUAGUUAUUAGUUCCAUUUAUUUUCUUAUCAUUCUGUGCUAAUUAUAACCCAUUUUUCUCCCUUUAUGAGUUAUAUAUUUAAAGUUACCUAGCUAUUUUAGAGGUCAAAGGAUGCUUAUGUAUAGUGUACUUGUUCUUAAGUACUUAAUAUAUGACAAUAUAUGAUUUGUAUAAUAAAGCAGUGCAUUGAGCACAAAUUGAUUUAUUUCCCUGA
Molecule: messenger RNA, 1121 nt
Organism: Beta vulgaris subsp. vulgaris (sugar beet)
Lineage: Eukaryota; Viridiplantae; Streptophyta; Magnoliopsida; Caryophyllales; Amaranthaceae
Product: ethylene-responsive transcription factor ERF003
Exons: 2
Coding region: 122-691 (189 amino acids)
Biological process (GO): regulation of DNA-templated transcription
Molecular function (GO): DNA-binding transcription factor activity; DNA binding
Source: RefSeq, a predicted model, not a curated record